AUGGUUGACAGCUUUACUUCAAUACCUAUACUUGACUACUUGUGCUCCCAGUCUCCUGCUACUAAGCCAAAGUUUCUAUCUGACCUUAGAUCUGCUCUUGUCAAAGUCGGCUUCUUCCAGAUCAUAAACUCGCCCUUACCCAUUCAGUUACAGCAGGAUGCUUUGCAUCUAUCAGCACAAUUCUUCAACCUGCCUACAGAUGAAAAAGUCGAGAUCGAAAACAUCAACAGCAAACAUUUCCUCGGAUAUAGCAAGAUUAACAGUGAAAGUACAGCUGCGCAAACAGAUCAUAAUGAGUCCAUUCUGAUGGGCCCUGACCUUCCUGCCCUAGGGCCAAAUGAGCCCAUUUACCUCAAUUUGCAAGGCCCAAACCAGUGGCCCAAAGAAAUCUCAGUGCCAGGCUUUCGUCAAGUUUUCAAAACCUAUUACUCGCAGAUCCAACACUUUUCUGUCGAAUUCACAGCGUUGGUAGCUGAAGCACUUGAGAUGCCUAAGGCCACUUUAACGACCCUUCUGGGACAUUCAACAUCUGACGUUAGCCGAUUGAAAGCUACUAGAUAUCUACCGCCGUUCGUUAAUGCUUCGGCACAGGAUGGGAGUCAUGGUAUCGGCCCGCAUAAAGAUGGCUCUUUCAUGACAUAUCUUCUCCAGGGCGGCAAACAUAAUUGUCUCGAGGUUCAGAAUAAAUCAGGAGACUGGAUACCUGUGCCUCCAGUGCCUGGAGCAUUAGUCGUCAAUAUUGGUCGCUUGUUGGAAAUCAUCACUCAGGGAGUCUGUGUUGCAACAACUCAUCGUGUUGUUCUGAGGACAGAAGCCUUUUUGGACGAUGAGGGAAAGCCCCUAGGUCCUAGAGUCUCCAUACCCUUCUUCCAAUUCGUGAACCCUCUUCUUAUGCUGGAGGAGCUCACCCUGGAUGUACCAGCACAUAUCAAAGCCCUAGCACCUGACAAGAUUGUGGUUUCGGAUGCAGAGACAUUUUAUUCGGGACUAUUUGACAACUGUAUUGGAGAUAAUGUUUUUGUGAAUCACAUCACCACUUUCCCAAAAGUUGGGGAAAGAUGGUAUUCCGACUUGUUACGACAAGCGCGUGAGAAACAGGCAGAAUCAAAGCGGCUGGAUCAACAGAGACGGGCGGCCGACAGACGCAGCUAUUGA
Messenger RNA from Fusarium venenatum, 1155 nucleotides. RefSeq lists its product as uncharacterized. The record is from RefSeq and is a predicted model, not a curated record. NCBI's taxonomy places the organism in Eukaryota, Fungi, Ascomycota, Sordariomycetes, Hypocreales, Nectriaceae.